AUGGCAAAGAUGAAGGAAAAACUGUCAAACUUUAUUCGUCUUUCGAAACAAAAGACUUUUCCGCCGGAUGUCAAUUAUCUUGAAAAUGCAGAAGUCACAGACAUUUGUAAAGCAAACGGCUACCCGCGCCCCUUUCCACACAAGCUUGCUUCGCUGAGGAAGGAGCUUAUUGAUGCAUUUGUCGAGUGGCGUUACGUAACAUUUAUUCGUAUAGCUGCAUAUCAUGUGCAGAAGACGAGACUUGGCUUAUUGGCUCUUGAUGAGGAUGAUUCAGCAAAGCUGGUCGAGAAUGGAAAAAGCGACGAAAUAGAGAACAAAGCUAACGAUAACGAUGACAUUAAUGAGAUAAUGGCUGAUAUAAAAGUUGCCGAUAUGGAAUUGCCAGAAACUGAAACGGCAAAAAGAAUUGUCGAAAAGACGAUUGAAAGUGAUGAAAAAAAGGACGAGGAUAAUUUUGAUCGGGAAAUCUCGGAACAAGCAAGUUUUUGGAUGCUUUCUUGUCUAAAAACCAUCAGAUUUUCCACAGCUUUCGUUCAUUAA
Messenger RNA from Gongylonema pulchrum, 540 nucleotides. NCBI's taxonomy places the organism in Eukaryota, Metazoa, Nematoda, Chromadorea, Rhabditida, Gongylonematidae. The record is from the annotation of a GenBank genome assembly.